CCUUCAAUUUCCAUGGGUGAAAAGCGAAAUGGGUAAAUUUUUUGCAGAAAUUAUGAAAUGACCUCUCCAACUCUGAGAUCUAAAUCUCACAAGCGACAACACUGUGAUUUAGUAGAAUCUAAGAUACGACUCCACAGACCCUAUUUCUUCUUCGCCGUCUCGAAUUUGGUUCCCAAAUGCUAUUCAACAGUUUCUGAGAUUUUGCGUAUAAUUCUCGUUCCGUUUCAUCAUCCAAAUAAACCCCUCAAUGCCCCCGCCGGAUAAACUUUCCCGCCGCUUCUCGUUCUUCGGCUACCCUGCAGGUCCCGGCGGAGGUGGUGCUGCUGCUGCUGCUGAAGGAAGCAGCAAAGGCAACGCCGCCGACGAUCUGCCGCCGCCGCAGCUCAGGCUGGAGGUGGACAGGGAAGUGUACAGACCCGGAGAUCCGGUGACUAUAACCGUCGAAAUCAACAACCCUACUCCUUCCUGCUCGCUUCUGAUCGAGAGGCUCGGGUUUGAAAUCAAAGGGAUCGAGAAAUUGGAUACUCAGUGGUUUUGCACGGCCAAACCCUCUGCUGACUCCAAGCAGCGCAGGGGUGAGUUUGUUUUCAUGGACUACUUGACUCCUGCUUUAGUAUCAAAUAAAGUUGUUUGUUCCGGGGCAACUGUAAAAUUUGUGGUGCGAACUUUUCUGCCAAGCAUCAUACCGCCAUCAUACAGGGGUGCAACCAUCCGCUAUUUGUACUAUGUUAGAAGUACAUUACGUGGGCAGUAUUUGCUAGUAGGGAAUGGACACUUCCGUGAAGAAUCAAUUAGAGAUGUUGCAGAGCUGGAAACCCGAAUACCAUUGCAGAUAUGGGUGACUCAGAAGGGUAAUGGCUUGCAAAAUGACGAAGGUGAAACUGAUGGAAUUGUUCCUACUACAACCAUCAUGCUGGAUGUUUAUUGGAAAGAGAUGCAUGGUGAUUCUGAAUGGGCUAAAGUUAAUGAAACUUUUGAUGGCAUUGAGGACGAUAAUGAAAGCAUGAGGGAUGAAGUUUCAUCUGUUUCUUCGUACAGUACCAUUAAAGAAAAUAUACACAGAACUUUUGGAAGUUCAUUGUCUUUGCAGUCUUCUGCAGCAAGAUCUUCACGCAAAGAUCUUUCAUACCUUGAAGGGCACAGUAGCAUUCCUUCACCCAUGACACUUCCUCGAUUAUCUGUGGCUGAGAUUUCAUUUGAUUCAGGUGUUGCAGAUGUUUUGCCCCCAAGUAAGUCCGAAGCUGUUGCCUUUCCAAGCCAUCGGCUGAAACAGGCAAAGCCCUUUUCCCGAGAUGAUGAAUCAACAUCACCUUCUGUUUCAGGAACUGGUGAAUCUGGAGCAUCAGAAGGGUUCUAUCGAGGAAGAUCUUAUAACAUCAGACUAGAUGACCAAGUUCUUCUACGAUUUUCUCCAAAAAACUCUGAAUCAACCUACUAUUUUAGUGAUAUGAUUGGUGGAACCCUUACUUUUUUUCAUGAAGAAGGCACUAGAAGAUGCCUUGAGCUUUCAAUUACACUGGAGAUGACAGAAACUAUAAGUCAACGUUUUGUCCAUCCUUCAAGAAGACACGCUCCUUCUAUUACUAAGGUUCAUAGUGAUCAUUAUGAAGUUGUCGCAGACUUGGUGCAGACAAGCUUCCUCUUCUCCAUUCCUAUGGACGGGCCCAUGUCUUUUUCAACUCGCUAUGUCUCUGUGCAGUGGGUUCUUCGAUUUGAAUUCUUUACAAGUCCUAAAAAUGUGGACUGGACUAGAUUUGAGCAUCCUCUUUUGAUAGAUGGAAGAGACAAAUGUGAGUGGGUUCUUCCAAUAACUGUGCAUGCGCCUCCAGCUGGCGCUGCAGCAAUUCAGGCGCAAAAUGACAAGUCCUUCUCUUUGGAUCCCCUAUGGAUACACACUUGAGGGUCCUGUUUUAGCUGAGGUCGAGUGCAUUAUGGUCACAUUGAUGAUUGAUCACCCAUGUUGGUGCCCUAUUGCUCUGGAUGUGUUUGAUCAAAACCCUUGUUUCUUUUGAAGGGGCCGGCUUCUGGAAAUGCUGAUUCGCCUUUCAAUUUUCUUUUGGAGAUUCUUGGUAAAAUGCACUGCAGAGGGGCAGCAAAGCUUUCAUUUCAGUUGUAGGCCUUUUCAUGGAAUCCUUGAUCGUUGGAUGCAUUCAGUGCCUUCUCCUUUAGUGUUCCUGUAAUGUGUUGAGAGAGAUUCAUUUUCUCCCUUUUUUCUUUUGUUUUGUUUUCCAUUUGUUUCCGUAAUCUCAUUUUCAUUUUUUUUAAGAAGUUUUUAUUUGAAUCUCUUAUCUAUCUGUCUCUCACAAAUCACAGUCCUAUUUUAUUUUAAUUUUUCAAUGGUUUUUUUUCUUUCUUUCUUUUUCCUGUAUCCUCUUUUGUGAAAAAUGUUUUAAAAGCAGCAACUCAAAUGUGAGAAUAAGUAACGCAAGCAGAGAGUUGGGGUUUUUCUUAAUGUAUGAUAUUAGUAAUAUUAAAAACUAUGUAGUAGUGGUAGUAGUAUUCCUUGAUCAA
This is a messenger RNA of Ipomoea nil (Japanese morning glory), 2511 nucleotides long. RefSeq lists its product as uncharacterized. NCBI's taxonomy places the organism in Eukaryota, Viridiplantae, Streptophyta, Magnoliopsida, Solanales, Convolvulaceae. Gene Ontology annotation, biological process: retrograde transport, endosome to Golgi. Bases 248 to 1900 code for a protein of 550 amino acids. Gene Ontology annotation, cellular component: Ric1-Rgp1 guanyl-nucleotide exchange factor complex; Golgi membrane. The transcript has 13 exons. The record is from RefSeq and is a predicted model, not a curated record.